UAUAUGAAAAUAACAUAAUUUUUAAACUUGAGCAAAAUGUUCUUCUUGAGAAAGAAAUAAAUGUGUUUGAUCAAGAAAUGAAUGAUAUUGAGGAAGAAAUAAAUGCUCUUGAAGAAGAAAUAAAAUUUGCUUUAGAUAUAAUAAAAAGUGAAAAUAAAACUGAGAAAAUUAAGUUAAAGACUUUUUGCAACGAAGUCGCAGAUUUUUUGAAGUUAUUUCCAACCACCUAUGAUACCAGCAUAAGACAAAUUCCUUAUCUUCAAACAAAUAAACCAAGAUCACCGGGGAGGCUGCCAACUUAUUUGAAUAUGGGCAAACUGCAUAUGAUACCACACAAAUUUACUCUCAAUGAAUUUCUAAGUCAAAAAUCUGAUUAUAAUAAAUGA
Molecule: messenger RNA, 386 nt
Organism: Racocetra persica
Lineage: Eukaryota; Fungi; Glomeromycota; Glomeromycetes; Diversisporales; Gigasporaceae
Source: the annotation of a GenBank genome assembly